Daucus carota subsp. sativus is the source of this 1591-nucleotide messenger RNA. Its product is annotated as alcohol dehydrogenase-like 6. Gene Ontology annotation, molecular function: S-(hydroxymethyl)glutathione dehydrogenase [NAD(P)+] activity; zinc ion binding. Gene Ontology annotation, cellular component: cytosol. Gene Ontology annotation, biological process: formaldehyde catabolic process. Lineage: Eukaryota; Viridiplantae; Streptophyta; Magnoliopsida; Apiales; Apiaceae. The record is from RefSeq and is a predicted model, not a curated record. The transcript has 10 exons. The coding region runs from base 120 to 1262 and encodes 380 amino acids.
UCCCACCAACCAACUCAUUUCUCUCCUUUGAUACCUACCGUCUACUCAAGACUUCCCACCUACUUCUCUGCAACCAAACUAAAAAACAAGACAUCUGCAAGAAUUGGGUAGCAAGAGAAAUGGCAACUUCAACUUCACAGCCUCAGGUCAUUAAAUGCAAAGCUGCGGUUGCAUGGAGAGCUGGGGAGGCAAUGGUGAUAGAGGAGGUGGAAGUGAGUCCUCCUCAGCCUAUGGAGAUUAGAGUCAAGGUGGUUGCCACUGCCCUGUGCCGCAGUGAUUUCAAUGCUUGGCUUUCUCAGGCAACCCUUCAUCUAUUUCCUCGGAUAUUCGGGCAUGAAGCAUCAGGGAUCGUUGAAAGUGUUGGAGAAGGAGUAACUGAAUUCGCAAAGGGGGAUCAUGUGCUUACCUUAUUUACUGGGGAAUGCAUGAGUUGCAAACAAUGCACUUCGGAGAAAGGCAACAUCUGCCAAGUACUGGGUCUGGAACGGAAGGGGGUAAUGCAUAGUGACCAGAAAACGCGAUUCUUUAUUGAAGGGAAACCGGUAUACCAUUAUUGUGCAGUUUCUAGUUUCAGUGAAUAUACAGUUGUGCACUCUGGAUGUGCUGUUAAAGUUGACCCCAAAGCACCAUUGGAGAAAAUAUGUCUGUUAAGUUGCGGAGUUGCAGCAGGUCUAGGUGCUGCCUGGAAGGUUGCUGAUAUAACUAAAGGAUCAACAGUUGUAAUCUUCGGUUUAGGAACUUUAGGCCUUUCGGUGGCCCAAGGAGCUAGAAAAAGGGGAGCAUCCCGGAUAGUUGGUGUGGAAACUAAUCCUGAGAAGAGCGUCAAAGCGAAGGCUUUUGGAGUUACUGACUUCAUAAAUCCGAAUGAUUAUAAUGAACCUAUUGAACAGGUUGUGAAGCGAAUUACUGAUGGGGGAGCAGACUAUUCCUUUGAAUGUGUAGGAGAGACAGCAGUGAUAAACACAGCUUUACAGUCUUGUUGUGAUGGCUGGGGUCUGACUGUUACACUUGGUGUCCCAAAAUCAAAUCCAGAAGUGAAAGCUCACUUUUCGUCGUUCCUGUCUGGAAAAACAUUGAAAGGGUCUAUGCUUGGUGGAUGGAAACCAAAAUCGGAUAUUCCGUCAUUGAUUGAGAUGUAUCUAAAUCAGGAAAUCCUGGUUGACGAGUACAUUUCUCAUAAUAUGCCAUUGGAAAACAUCAAUCAAGCUUUUGAUCUUAUGAAAGAUGGCAAGUGUCUGCGUUGUGUCAUACACAUGCCAUGAUGCCGAAGUAACAUUACAAAUUCAAUCAAGCCAUCUUAAAUAAUCGGUGGUAAGUCAUAACUGGAGAUUACAUGGAUGAAGAAAACCCGAUUUAAGGUCUAAGGAUGCAUGUGUGGAUGAAACAAGAUUCAAGACCCCUUCCGUUGUUCAGUGCCAGUGCAACGACAAAGUAUUUUUCGUGGCAGCUGACCUCUUAAGAAUGUUACAGGUUACUGCUUUCUUAAAGUACUGAUGCAUAUGCAGAUGCUAGGUUGUAUAACCUUAUGGACAAACCGUUAUAGUUUUCGUGUAAAACUGCAAAUGCUUAUGUGCAUUAUUUAUUUCUUUUC